Messenger RNA from Fraxinus pennsylvanica, 540 nucleotides. NCBI's taxonomy places the organism in Eukaryota, Viridiplantae, Streptophyta, Magnoliopsida, Lamiales, Oleaceae. The record is from the annotation of a GenBank genome assembly.
AUGAGAAGUUUUAUCAGUCACUAUCAGCAACUCCCAUUUGCACUUCGUAUAAAGAAUGAUGAAUAUUCAACUUGUGACUUGUAUGAUCAUGCAUUACAGCCUACCAUCCGUGGCUUCAAAGUCUAUAUUUAUUACAGUAUUAAAGAUGCUUUCCUUUUCAAUCUUCUUGUGCGAUUGAGUGUUCCCAAUCUCCAGGAGCCAACCAUGGAAAUUAUUUCCUUCCUUGACAUUGCAUUUACUGAGGGAAGGCAACUAAAUGCAUUCAAGAAACACACAGAGAUUUUCCCACCAAAUAAAAGUAAUUAUGAAUCCAGUUUCAUAAGUACCAAUUCAGAUGAAACUUAUAAUUAUGUUAACGAUUUUCGACCCACAAAUCCAGGAAACAGUCCUGGAAUUGGCCACAAUUUUGCAGCAGAAAAUGACGUUGUUGAGCCAAAGACACCACCUCCUGCUUCAGGAAAAAAUACAGAUGUUUUUCGACCCACUGGACCAGGUCACAGCCCUGGUUUUGGCCAUCCUUUCACAGGACCAAACGAAUAA